Formica exsecta is the source of this 988-nucleotide messenger RNA. It is a transcript of the gene Sod1, whose product is annotated as superoxide dismutase [Cu-Zn]-like. The transcript is spliced from 4 exons. The coding region runs from base 250 to 723 and encodes 157 amino acids. Gene Ontology annotation, molecular function: superoxide dismutase activity; copper ion binding. Gene Ontology annotation, biological process: removal of superoxide radicals. The record is from RefSeq and is a predicted model, not a curated record. Lineage: Eukaryota; Metazoa; Arthropoda; Insecta; Hymenoptera; Formicidae.
CUGUUUAUUACUAUAUUUAUGAUCGCUCCACUAUCAGUUCGUUAUUGGCUAUCUUAUCGCUUGAAAUUUCGCCGGUCAUAAAUAUAUAUUAGCCAUCGCACAUAGCAUGUCAGCGAUUUUCCUGCAGUUUUGAUCAGGCGUGAUUCAGCAGUUCAAUUUUUUAUUUCUUGCAUAAUCCGAGCUAUCACGCAGUCUAUCGCGGACCAUCCAUCCAUUAAGUGGUCUUGAACGAUCAAGAAUAUUCGCAAAAUGACGAUUAAGGCGGUCUGUGUCCUUGAGGGGCGUCAUAACGACAAGCCUAUUAAGGGAAUUGUUCACUUCGAACAAGCGGGUGGUUCAAGUUCAGUAAAAGUGACUGGAGAUAUUACUGGAUUAGAGAAAGGCUUACACGGCUUUCAUGUUCAUGAAUUUGGCGAUAGCACUAAUGGUUGUACGAGUGCAGGCGCUCACUUUAAUCCUUUGGGAAAAGAGCAUGGCGGUCCAGACCACGCAGUGCGCCACGUUGGAGAUUUAGGAAACGUGGAAGCUGGUGCUGACGGUAUCGCAAAGGUUAACAUCACCGACUCCCAGAUUCAGCUUAGUGGUCCGCAUAGUGUCAUUGGACGAACUGUUGUGGUUCACGCUGAUCUUGAUGAUUUGGGAGUGGGCGGCCAUGAGCUCUCGAAAACAACCGGCAAUGCUGGUGCACGUCUCGCUUGCGGCGUCAUCGGCAUCACGAAGUAAAUGCGUCUACAUGAUUUAUGCGAAAAAUUGAUGGAUAGAGGUCAGACUCUACUAGAGACAUACUAUUUUUUUAUUGUUCGGCUUUGAUGUAUUAGCCAUAUUAUGCAAACAUGUUACUUUUGGUUUUUUUUCUUUAUAUAUAUUAAGCACAAUAGAAGUUAUCAAUUCUUUCUCAGUACGAAAAUAAAGCGCCAGAGCUUCAACUUAUAUAUGUUAUUUGUUGUAUAUUAAAUAAGAAUAUAUACAUAAAGACAAUUGUAGAACA